Messenger RNA from Dinoponera quadriceps, 5182 nucleotides. It is a transcript of the gene Clk, whose product is annotated as circadian locomoter output cycles protein kaput. The record is from RefSeq and is a predicted model, not a curated record. The transcript has 12 exons. The coding region runs from base 514 to 2640 and encodes 708 amino acids. Gene Ontology annotation, cellular component: cytoplasm; CLOCK-BMAL transcription complex; nucleus. Lineage: Eukaryota; Metazoa; Arthropoda; Insecta; Hymenoptera; Formicidae. Gene Ontology annotation, molecular function: DNA-binding transcription factor activity, RNA polymerase II-specific; RNA polymerase II cis-regulatory region sequence-specific DNA binding; protein dimerization activity. Gene Ontology annotation, biological process: circadian regulation of gene expression; regulation of transcription by RNA polymerase II.
GCCGCGCGUAAAAACUCGCGAGCACGUUCACGAUCGAUUAGGCUCGCGGCGGCUAAUGAACCUGAGUGCAACGAUGCGGGCGGGCGCUACGGUCGGCAGUCCGUUGCAGCAGCGUCUCGCGUAAUUCGCAUCACCGACCGCGCGUGGAAAGUAUCGUCGGUGCGCUCUGGUCGACGUCGUCGGGCCAGCGGAUGCCCGUCGCGGCUGUGCCUACCGAAAGAUGCGGCGGUGCUGCCGACGGAGACGUCACCCCGUGCGAAUCGUGAGGAGGCUGCCGAGGAACGGCCGACGGGCGGUCGAGGCCCAGGAGCUGACCCAACGUGCUCCUUUGACCUGAGGCAAUCGCGCGCGCAUACGUGCACGCAGAGUCGGUGUGCGCGAGGACGUUCCUCUGGUCGAUGGAUAUUCGCGGAAAUAAUAAUACCGGCGCCAGAAGAGAAUCGCAGUAAUUUCUUUUCUCCGAAGAGUCUUACCGUUAUAAAUUAAAGUACGUGUUCGGCCUCCAUUGACACCAUGGACGAUGAUAUCGACGAUAAAGAUGACACGAAACGAAAAUCGCGCAAUCUCAGCGAAAAGAAACGCAGAGAUCAAUUUAACAUGCUCGUCAACGAGCUCGGCAGUAUGGUCAGUGCUAAUACGCGAAAAAUGGACAAAUCCACGGUGUUGAAGUCGACAAUUUUGUUUCUAAAGAAUCACAAUGAGAUAGCAGUUAGGUCAAGGGUCCAUGAGAUUCAAGAAGACUGGAAGCCGUCCUUUCUCUCGAAUGAGGAAUUCACGCAUCUUAUAUUAGAGGCAUUGGACGGCUUCAUAAUGGUUUUUUCGUCAAAUGGCCGUAUUUAUUAUGUAUCGGAAAGCGUUACGUCCCUGCUCGGGUAUCUCCCAAACGAGUUGGAGAGCACCACCAUUUACGAUAUAACGUAUCAAGAGGAUCAGCCGCAUUUGUACAAUAUUCUGCUGAAUCCUGGUAGCACACGGGACAGACAGGCAGUAAAGAAAGAGGACCAGAUAUCCUUCACGUGUCAUAUCAAAAGAGGCGGCCUCGACUUUCGGGAAGAUUCUAUCUACGAACUUGUACAGUUUAUCGGAUACUUUCGUUCCGCGAUGGACAACGACGUCGACAAUCUCCUACCGAAUCAAAAACUUAGUAAUUCCAGCGGUUCAGACAACAAAUUAGUCUUCGUGGGUACGGGGCGUCUUCAGACUCCUCAACUCAUCCGGGAAUUAUCCGUGACGGACAACACGAAGUCGGAAUUCACGUCCCGCCAUAGUCUCGAGUGGAAAUUCUUGUUCCUGGAUCACAGAGCGCCGCCCAUUAUCGGAUACCUGCCUUUCGAGGUGUUGGGCACUUCCGGUUACGAUUAUUAUCACGUGGACGAUUUGGAUAACGUGGUCACGUGCCAUGAAUCACUGAUGCAGAAGGGCGAGGGAACGUCCUGCUACUACAGGUUUCUCACGAAGGGCCAGCAGUGGAUUUGGCUACAGACCAGGUUCUACAUCACGUACAAUCAGUGGAACUCGAAACCUGAAUUCAUCGUGUGCACGCAUUACGUGGUCAGUUAUGUCGACGUAAUGAAGGAAUUGCGCGCGGAAACGGGGGGUUACGAUAAAACACAAAGUCAGGAUGUUUUACUGCCUGUAAAACAAGUGACCGCAUCCUGCCAAACACCGUUGGCGCAAUGGGCGAGCAAGUCGUCGAAGACGCCCACCAAAUCGAUGACGGUCGGCUCCAAUCUACGUCAUCGUGGCGACGGCUCCAACACGUCCUCGAUAUCCGUCUCAUUGCGGAGCUCACCGCAGUCGCAAAUAACGCACGGAUCGCGAUCGAACACGGUCUCGGCGAACAGUUCCGUGGUAUCGAAGCCAAUAGCGUCGGUGGACAGCAGGCAGCCGCAGCAGCAGCCGCAGCAACAACCGCAGCAGCAACAGCAGCCGCAGCAUCAGCUGGAUGUCAGUCAGCCGUGCAUCAAUUUCAUAGAUCCUGCGCAAUACACGACGGUCAAUCUGCAAUCGGUCGUCACCGCAGGAUUCGCGACACCUGCUGCUCCUAUUCUCUCGAGCGUGCCUACUCAUGAGAUAUUGCAUCAACAGGGCAUCGUGAUGACUCCGGCGCAAAAUCAAAUACAGGACGAGCUGCAGCGAAAACACGAGGAACUGCAACAGCUGAUCGUUCAUCAGCAGGAGGAACUGAGAAGGGUCUCCGAGCAAUUGCUGAUCGCUCGAUAUGGGAUUCUCACGCCGUUACUCAACGCGGGUAUACCAUAUAAUCCGUCGAAUCCAUGUCAACAAGCCAACCGGUGCAACACCAAUAACACCAACGUCCAGUUGCCGACAUCUAGCAGCGUGCAGAGUGUUAACGUGCUUCCCAUACCGAUCACCGUGCCUAUAGUGCCCACAGAAUUAUUCUCGCAUCCUUUGCAAGUGAGCCCAUCGCCAGGCUCGACGCACGGCACAGUGGGCGCUAUAAUUCAAACCCAACAGCAACAGCAGCAGUUGCAGCAGCAACAACAACAGGGCCCGUCACAGCCGGAAGACAGUAACCCCGAUCUCGUGCCUUUCCAGAUCUGUCCCCAACAGGCCGAGAUGAUUUACGGUAACAUGGAGACGUCGUCGAAUCAGCACCAGAGGUCUGCGCAAAAUUAAAGAGACCGUCUUCCGUAAACGGACGUUCCGAUUGUACCUGUCGAUUUGCGAAUACAAACGAAGUACGUCCAUCUCCGAGCCGAGAAGUCUCCCGAAUUCUUCCAGAGCCAACUUGUUUGCUCAACGCGACGAAGGAAUUGCAAAACGACGUUUAUCGCUGCAAUUGCAAGCGUCACAGUUCCGUUCGCACGAUAACUGCGUCCUAGGGAAACGCAUGCGUCACGAGUUAGGAAAGUAACGCAGGGAGACAACCGAUGCGUGCUAGAAAAUAGCGGCUGAUGCAUUCUAAACGGUAACAUACGACUUCGGCCGCAUUCUGGCACAGCGUUGUGAGAUUUUUAUAUAUAUCGAUGUAUUUACGUUCGACCUGAUCCAAGGGUCUCCACGUGCGGAUGCGUUGAGCGCAAGUCGAUCGCGCGAGUAACUCUUUACCGCCUAAUGAUCGUUGUACAUUUGUUCAUAAUCGUAUCUAUCUUUUCCUCGUUCGGCCGACUAUUGAUUCUCAUAUGAGAGAGAGAGAGAGAGAGACUAGUAGGCAUUCAUUAAGGUUCCGGAAUAGUCAGCUAAGAAAUCCGCGUUGACAAUAGCAACACAAUUCAAAACGACGAAAGAAUGAACUAAUAGAAUACGUUCAGCAAGCGCUACAAAUGCUUCGAAGCAUUUCUCCUUCUUCAUUUGUCUUUUGCGUCCGAAUAAAAGAAAAAAAGAAGAAACGCUUCGAAGCGUUUGUAGAGCCUGCUGUACCGCAUUUACAUGUCUGAAGAGUAGCGUAUUGAUAACGAAAUUUUAUGUUACAUUUCCUUAUUAUUUGCUUAAUUAUGUAAGUGUGAUUUGUGACAUACUUAUUAAACCUGUAAAAAUGGACAGAAACUAAGACUAAAACUAAGAUUAGCUUGGAAUUUUAUACGUGGGAGCAUAUUUUCCACCUCUUUCAACAGCUAUGAAACCGUGUAUUUUCCCACAUAAAUAGAACGUUAUUUCACGUGCCUUUUACGGCUAUUUAUUGACUGUCAGGAGGGAAAAGGAGAAUUUUCGUCCAUUUUCACAAGUGUCUUUAAGCAAUCUCAAGUGUUGCUUUAUCCAAAUAUCUUUCUAUUUGCAAAUGGCACGCGAUAAUUCUCGACGUGUCAUUUCUCGUCUAUGAAUCGUCACGAAUCCAAUAUGAUCGCGGAGACUCGAUUCCGAAGCCUUAAUCGCGGAAGUUCUCAAACUGCAAGGCAGUGCGGUGAAAUUCCCGAGUACUGUUCCAUUUGUGUGUAUAUUGCAUAAGAUCAUAAUUUAUAUGAAGAUAAUGGUUAGCAUGUAUACGAGCGAGAGAUACGAGGAAAGUAUUUAAAUAAGGAACAAUACUUAUUGUACGAUUUCUAUGUAAAUUCUGGUCUCUCCGAGACUAUAAGCGACGAUCGUCGAAUCUCGCUAUAUUUUCUGUACGAGAAUGUAAUUUAUAUAUAUUUAUAACGACGAGAUUGCCAAACUGCGUAAGAUUCUACUUUGUAUGGAGGAGAGCGCGAUGACGAAGUAUCUAACAGUCACCGUGCUCUAUUGUGUGUGUAUAUUGUAUAAAAGUUAGAGAUAACGAGAAUUUGCGAUAAUUCUCGCGCCGGGAGGAUCUACGAAAAGGUGCGCUCUACCGUGAAAUAGUAAGAAUAUAUUUAAUAUGGAAUUUCUACGUGAAUUUUUCGGUACUCUAUCAAGGACACGGUUGGACCGUAUCGAUAAGACAUAAGUCGUUCGCGAUAGACGACAAAAGGAGCUCUGAUCAAAAUCAAACACAUCACAUUUUUACAUAUUUAUUGGAUUUAUUUUUCUAAUAAGCGUCGUCGAGUCAUCGGAGAAGGGACCAAACUCCGCAUUUUCCGGAACAGGGUACGUACUCACACAUUUGUAUAUGUAUACGAUGGUGAAGAAAGUAAUAUACUAUAUAUUUUGUUGUAUAUGUAUAUGUACAAUGUAUCAUUUUUUCAUACAUAUUUAAUGUAUCAUAAUAGAUGUAUAUUGGAUCAUUAUACUAGUUCAUAAUCGUUGUUUCCGAUGAAUAUAUCGUGAGUGUCAGGCAGGAGGCGUUCUAACGAAAUCGUGUCGUGGGAAUCAUAAUGUCACGAUGUCACGAGACGUGACACCCGAGUCGACGUAACAAUGUUUUACGAACGCAUUGCGUUAGAAUGACGAUACGAAAGUUAACCUAGAUCGGUAUAAAUAAUUGUUGGCAAAUAGAAAGUAAAGUUGGCGAUUUUAUAUCUCGUACGCGUGUUUAAAUUCUGACGUAAAUACAUAUCGAUUUCCAAAGGUUUUGGAAAUCUUUAUAUAUGCGCCUCGACAGGUUUCUUGUUUUCUAAAGAUCGAUGAUCUUUCUGUUUUCUUCUGCCGCCAAUUGUAUAAAUUUGCUAUUUUCAAUAAAAAACGAUGCGAACAGUGACCAUCCGGUACAUUAGUUAAACCUAUCAAAAUUACAUUAGCGUGUCUCUAAUUAAUAUAAUUCCAUCAAAUCGUCUUUCUUUCAUAUGUUUAUGAGAAUUGUGAAAAAAUUCCUGAAGAGUUUUAC